Molecule: messenger RNA, 869 nt
Organism: Anopheles funestus (African malaria mosquito)
Lineage: Eukaryota; Metazoa; Arthropoda; Insecta; Diptera; Culicidae
Exons: 4
Coding region: 228-869 (213 amino acids)
Source: RefSeq, a predicted model, not a curated record
CCUGAUAACAAUGGUGAAUUAUUUUUCAAGCAAAUUCACCUGUGGUGAAUGGUGAAAUUGCAAGCCAAAGGAAACGCUUGUCAAAGCUGUGGUAGGUUCGGAAGAAGCAACGAAGAAGAAGUGGUUAAAUAAAAACUGUCAACAAAUCGGCCGGUAUUUUUUCAAGACAAGCUUAAACAUAUUACUGACGCAAUCGAAAGUUGUAUUUGCUUGUGAUUUUUGAAUAAAUGGAUCCGAUUAAGCGUGGAAAAAAGAGUGGCCUGUUCAGGAAGCGAUCUUUGGCAAAGAUAGCAAAGAUUGAUAAGCUGUUACAGGCCGAAAAUCAACCCGUCCCAAGCACGAGCAGGGAAACACAAGAUCCGGAACAUAUUCAUCCUGUGGCGGAACAAUCGAUCCAAGAUUCAUCGUCCUUGGAAGAUCUAUCAUCCAUCGGAGAUUUGCCAAUAGCAGAGGAGCAGGAAGUGCUAAUUGUGGAUGACGAUGAGGAUAGCGAUAUUUCGGACUACAUCAUAACGGAGAGCGAUGAAGAGGAUGAAAAUGAUCCGGACCUUGUUGUUGAAGAUGAAAACAACCAAGCUCAUCAUUUGUUUUCCAAGCGAUUGAGAGUUUGGGCAUUAUCACAUAAGAUAACUCAUUCUGCUUUAAAUGAUCUUCUCGUUUUAGUUCGUGAAACUACGGAUAUACAUCUGCCUAUAGAUUCCAGGACUUUUUUGAAGACUCCGAUAGGCGUUGGGAAUGAAAUUUCAAGAGUAGCUGGCGGGCAACUGUGGUACCAAGGAAUUCAAAACGCGAUACAAUAUUGUUUUCCAAAUAUGACCCCUGCUGUUGACAUGAUUUCGAUGUGGAACAUUAUCUACGCCCACUUGUGA